CUGCCUCUGCGAUAUUCCCCUUGGGACCGGUGGCGGGCCGUCCUCCCCGAGAGACUCCAUGCCGGGCGGACUCUGCUGGGCCGUGCUGCUCUGGGCCGUGGGAGGACUGACCUCUGCUCAGCCUGACGCAGAGGAAGAGGUUAUUCAAAACCUGACGCUGGAGCCCAGGAAAAUAAAGCUCACCUGGCAGAGCCCCGUCAACAUCACCGAUGCUACCUGUGCCAUCAGCCAGGUGGGCAACCUUUUCACCGAAGACGAGCCAGAGGAGGACACCAACCUCUACUAUUGCGUAUUUGAAAAUCACCGUUUGUGUAAAGGAGCCAAUUUUACAGUUAAUGUUACCACUCCCCAAGGAUCAUUCACAAAACAACUCUUCUUUACUAACAAAGGGAGGGAAGGGUCGGCAGCAGAAAAUUUCACCUGCGUCGUCUACGAUAGUAAAUUCCUGAAUUGCUCGUGGACCGUGGGCAAGAAAGCCCCAAAGGACGUCCAAUAUCGUCUGUAUUCCCAGGCCUCGAGGACGGAUGAGGAGAGAGAAUGUCUGCAGUAUCGAGCCAAUGCCUGCGGAAUCCAUGUCGGAUGCCACUACGGUAACCUGUCUAUGUUUAAAAGAAACAAUUACUUCUUCGUCAAUGGGUCCAGCAGUGAGGCGGAGAUCCGGUUUUACGACACGACGUCCACGUUGCUCGAUCGGAUCGAACAGUAUAACCCCCCACGAAAUAUCAAGGUGAACUGCAGCAAGUCAAACUGUCUAAUUCAGUGGGAAAAGACUGUUACGGCCUUAAACCCUCAAAGUCAUGAAGUGACGUAUCAACUGGACAUUCAGAGAAAGGGUGGAGAUACCAUCCCUCAGAUCUGUCAGGACGGGGAGAGCCAGGGGACGUUUUACCACUUCCCCAGCUACGACGAGCGAGCCGAGUACUCCGUGAGAAUAAGAGUGGGAAACCGCCGCCGUCCGGGCGUACUCUGGGGCCCGUGGAGCGAACCCAUAAGGUUGGGGUCCGGAGAGCAGGCCGGGAGCCCGUGGUUGGUCUGGGUGCUGGUGGUCUUCGGGACCCUCGUGUUCGCCCUGGGCAUCCUCUGCCUCUGGAAAAGGUUCCUUGGGACACAAAAGUUCUUCGCUCGGAUUCCCAGGAUUAAGGACAGUUUAAAUGACUUUCCUUUCCAAAGCAACCAGAUCAUCUGGGAGGAAUUCAGACAGCCUCCGGAACAGUGUGAGAUCGAAGUGAUCCGGUCUGUAGGGGAAAAGACUUAACGAGAAGCGAGCCUGGGAUUCGGACCCCCCCACCCGACCCCGCCGGGUUCUCAUCUUGGCUCCUCCCCUCGUCUGCUGUGUGACCUUGGGCGAGUCGCUUCACUCCUCUGUGCCUCAGUUCCC
Molecule: messenger RNA, 1378 nt
Organism: Ornithorhynchus anatinus (platypus)
Lineage: Eukaryota; Metazoa; Chordata; Mammalia; Monotremata; Ornithorhynchidae
Product: granulocyte-macrophage colony-stimulating factor receptor subunit alpha-like
Exons: 12
Coding region: 59-1255 (398 amino acids)
Biological process (GO): cytokine-mediated signaling pathway
Cellular component (GO): membrane; external side of plasma membrane
Molecular function (GO): protein binding; cytokine receptor activity
Source: RefSeq, a predicted model, not a curated record